This is a messenger RNA of Saprolegnia parasitica CBS 223.65, 3810 nucleotides long. RefSeq lists its product as hypothetical. Lineage: Eukaryota; Oomycota; Saprolegniomycetes; Saprolegniales; Saprolegniaceae. Gene Ontology annotation, molecular function: ATP binding; ATP hydrolysis activity; ABC-type transporter activity. Gene Ontology annotation, cellular component: membrane. Gene Ontology annotation, biological process: transmembrane transport. The record is from RefSeq and is a predicted model, not a curated record. Bases 1 to 3774 code for a protein of 1257 amino acids. The transcript has 3 exons.
AUGACCCACAACUACACCACUGCCGAGACACCCAAGGCGGGUGUUUCCAGCGCCAAUCCACAAGAGACCGCCUCGUGGACCUCGACGCUCACCAUGUCGUGGAUGAAUGACCUCAUGCAACGUGGCGCGAUCACACCACUCACUGAAGACGACACAUGGCCAUUGGCGACAAGAGAUACGGUCAGCGCACUCCACGACCGCUUUGAUACGCAUUGGCAAGCCGAGAAGAGAACGGCGCAUCCUCGCUUUCACCGCGCGCUGUGGUACACGUUUCGCCACCAGCUCGUAUCCGAGCUCAUUCUCUACUGCGUAUACGCCGGUACUCUGCUCUUACAGCCGGCGCUGAUUCGGUCGAUCUUGAAGUACCUCGCCUCCGACGCCACCGGUAACGAUGGCUACGCGCUUGCAACGCUCCUCGCUCUCGUCUCGAUUCUCGCGGCGACAGUGAUUGACUUUGCCCAGUAUCUCAACAUGUGCACGGGCUGCAACGCCAAGUCGAUCGUCAUCGACAUGGUCGUUCGCAAAACGCUCACCCUCUCAGGCUUUGCCAAGCACGAGACGAACACCGGCGACAUUCUCACGUUGGCGUUCGUGGAUGCAGAGCGCGUGUCCGUAGGCUUUGUCUAUGGUCAUUGGGUCGUCCUUGCCCCUCUGAUGCUCCUCGCCGCGUACCUCUUGAUUGGCGUCGAGCUCGGCGCCAUCGUUGGUCUUGCGGGCGGUGCCACGACAAUGUUCUUGAUGUACGUUGGGUACGACUCGGGGCGCAAGGCCGGCGAGACACGGCGACGCCUUCUUAGCGUCCAAGCACACCGGUUCAAGCUCACCAACGAGGUUCUCCAGGGCAUUCGCGUCGUCAAGCUAAACGCGUGGGAAGGUCACCUCGAAGCGCAGCUGGCAACGGUCCGCGACCAAGAGCUCGUCCUUCUAAAGGCGUACCAGACGCACUAUACGUUCACGUCGGUCGUGCUGUACAUUGCGCCCGGUAUCUCCCUAGUAGCGUGUCUCUUGGUGUACGUCGCCUUGGGCAACGUACUUACGGCCCCUGUCGCGUUCACUGCGCUCGCCUACGCCAACGUCAUGCGGUUCCCCUGCACCGUGUUUGCGACGGCGGUGACGCUCACGUCCGAGACACUCGCAUCGUGUGACCGCCUCGGUGCCUUCUUGACGUCCGACGAAGCCACGACAACUUGUAUGGCUACGACCCAAGGCCCAUCGAGCGUGCAGAUGACAAAUGCGGCGUUUAGCUGGGCAGCGCCCGCGUCGGUCCCCAACGUACCGCCGCCCACACUACGCAACCUCUCGUUCACCUUGCUACCCGGUAGCCUCACGAUCGUCGUUGGCCCCGUCGGUAGCGGCAAAUCGAGCCUCGUGAGCACGAUCCUUGGUGAGAUGCACCAAGUGAGCGGCCAGCGCUCUGUCUGCAAUCGCCUCUCGUACGUCAACCAAGAGGCAUGGAUCCAGCACACGACGCUCAGGAACAACAUCCUCUUCCACAACGGCUUCGACGCCGACUACUACGACGCCGUUCUCGCUGCGUGUCAGCUGGGACCCGACCUCGCCAUGCUGCCAAACGGCGACGCGACCGAGAUUGGCGAGCGCGGCAUCAACUUGAGCGGCGGCCAGAAAGCGCGCGUGAGCUUGGCGCGGGGUGUCUACCAUCGUAGCGCCGACCUCUAUCUCCUCGACGAUCCGCUGAGCGCGCUCGAUGUUCAUGUGGCCACCGCCGUCUUUCACGAGUGCAUUCGCGGCCUUCUUCGCGGCAAGACGACGAUGCUGGUGCUCAACAGUCACUACCAUUUUCUGCCACUCGCGGACCGCGUUUUGAUCCUGGACGACGGCGCAAUCGUCGGCGACGGCACGUACGAGUCGCUCAAGUCGACGCACGCGCAUUUGAUGAACUUUACCGAGUCGACCGACGCCGAGUCGACACUCGACGAGUCGACGACAAAGUCAGUGCUCAUGGGACCCAAGAAAGAGCCUGUAAGCGGCCUUGUCGAGAAGGAAGACCGCGCCCAAGGUGCCGUCUCGGCCGCGACGUACAAGGCGUAUUUUGGCGCCAGUGGCUCCAACGGGCUUUUUGUAGCGGUGUGCAUCGGUGUCUUCUUUACGGUCUCACAAGCGGUGCUGGUGCUGACCGACUGGUUCAUGAGCUACUGGGCCAGCCACACAGAGAUGACGGCUUCCAUCUCGUCCGGGUACAUUUACCUCGGGUGUGCGCUGCUCUCGGUGCUCUUGGUCUACGGUCGGUCGCUACUCGUGCUUCAGAUUGCCGUCCAGUGCUCGCAGUCGCUGCAUGCGAUGCUUCUGCGCAAGGUCCUUCACGCGCCCGUCAGCACCUUCUUUGACGUCACGCCCAUCGGCCGUAUUCUCAACCGGUUCUCGAACGACUUGGAUCAAAUCGACUCGCAGCUGCCAAGCUUUGGUCUUCUCGUGCUCCAGUUCCUCUUUCAGAUCCUCGCGAUCCUCGUCGUGUGCGCUCUCUCGACGCCGUUCAUCCUCAUUGCGUACAUCCCGAUCUUCUAUCUCUUCUUCAAGCUGCAGCAGUUCUACAACAAGUCGUCGAGCGAACUCAAGCGGCUCGAGAGCAUCAGUCGGUCGCCGGUCGUCACACUCGUCGCAGAGGCGCUCAGCGGUCUCUCAACGAUCCGGGCGUUUGACAAAACCGACCACGUCCUCGCCAAGCAGCGUGACGCAAUCGACCACUACAUGGGUCUCUCGUUCCUCUACAAGUGCUCGGCGCGCUGGUUCCAAAUGCGUCUCGAUUGGCUCAGCGCUGGCAUCCUCGCGGGCGUUGCCUUUAUCUGCGUUGCAACCAAGGCGUCGAUCGGGCUCGCGGCCGCGGGUCUGACGCUCACGUACGCGUCGCAGCUCUCGGGCUUCUUGUCCAAGCUCUCGAAAAUGUACUCGACCGUGCAAAACCUCAUGACGUCGGUCGAGCGCCUCAGGCAUUACGAGUCGCUGCCAACCGAAGACGACGACAUGAUGGCGCUGCUCGAUGUUGUCGACGCAUCGUGGCCCACAUCGGGUAACCUUUUAUUUACCAACGUCUCGAUGCGGUACCGCGACCACCUUGACCUUGUCCUCAAGGAUGUGUCGUUCACGGUGCCAGCAGGCGCCAAAGUGGGUAUUGUCGGUCGCACUGGCUCGGGCAAGAGCUCGCUCGUGGCGUCGCUCUUCCGCAUGGUGCCGAUAGCGUCGGGCUCUAUCGUCCUGGAUGGUGUCGACCUUGGUCAUGUGCCGGUGACGACACUCCGAUCACGGCUGACGAUCAUCCCGCAAGACCCGGUGCUCUUCUCGGGUUCCAUCCGCUUUAACUUGGAUCCGUCGAGUGCUUUGAGCGACGACGAGGUCUGGCGCGUGCUCAAGCGAGUCCACUUGGCCAAUGCGAUUGGAUCGCUCGACAACCAAGUCGCCGAGCGCGGCAGCAACUUCUCGGUCGGUCAGCGCCAGCUGCUCUGCAUCGCCCGCGCCUUGUUGCGGAAGACCAAGGUCGUCGUCCUCGACGAAGCGACGGCCAACAUUGACCUCGAGUCAGACAAGCGCAUCCAGGCGACGAUCAAGGAGUGCUUUGUCAGCGUCACGAUGCUCAUCAUUGCGCAUCGGCUGCACACGAUCAUCGACGCCGAUCGGAUUCUGGUGCUGGACGCUGGUCGCGUCAUCGAGUACGACACGCCGACGGCACUACUGACCACCGCUGGUGGCGCGUUUGCAAAGUUGGCCGCGCAGGCGCAGUUGCAGGUGGCGACGCAAGACGAUAUUGUCUCGAUGUCGUAGACACUGCGUAUAAGUAUGGAAACGUGCAAUCAAAGC